Molecule: messenger RNA, 1041 nt
Organism: Rotaria sp. Silwood2
Lineage: Eukaryota; Metazoa; Rotifera; Eurotatoria; Philodinida; Philodinidae
Source: the annotation of a GenBank genome assembly
AUGAUGAACAAUUGGGCUCAAAGCCGAAAUGUUUCAUCAGAAGAUCAAAGUGAAUCAUCAAAUAAAUCAACAUCAUCACAUAAAAAACGUCAACAAUUAUCAACAUUAUUUAAUAAAACAGCUGAUGUUGAUGAUCCACCAUUUAGUCGACUUUUUCUAUUAAUACCAAAAGCUAUGUCAGAAGAUGAAUUACGAAAUGCAUUUGAAAUUCAUGGUAAUAUUCAAGAUAUUCAUAUGGUACGAGAUCGACGUAGUCAAGAAAGCAAAGGUAUUGCAUAUAUUAAAUAUGAAAAAGCUUCAGCAGCAGCUCGUGCUAUGGAAGAAAUGAAUGGAACAAUUAUUGCUCCACAUACUCGUCCAUUAAAAGCUAUUAUAUCAAGUUCACGUCGUGAAGGUAGUGUACGUGAUCCAGAUGAACAUGAAAAAAUGUUACGUUUAUUUGUUGUUAUACCAAAACAUACAACAAAAGAUGAUUUACGUAAAGUUUUUCAUAAAUAUGGUUCAAUAAUAAAUAUUAAAGUUAUUAAAGAUAAAUUAACAGGUGAAAAUAAAGGUUUUGCUUAUAUAUCAUUUUCAAAAGCAUCUGAAGCAGCUUAUGCACUUGAACAAUGUGAUUCAAGUUAUAAACCAAAAUUUGCUGAACCAUUUUCAUCAAAACGUCAUCAUGAUAAUGAAGAUACACUACCAUCAUCAGCUUCAAUUUAUGGAGCUAUUUCACCUCCGUAUCGUCAAAAAAUGUCAACAAGUAAACAACAUUUAUCACCAUCAUCAAUUUCAAAUGAUCAUCGACCAUCACCACCUCCGUUACUUCCAUUACCAUCAACACGUUCAUUAUCUAAUAUUGAAUCAAAUCAAUCAUUAACACUUUCACCAGUGAAUAAUAGUUAUCAUUUACUAGAGAUUAAUAAUGAACGUCGUUUAAUUGUUCGUUGUGGAAUGACAAUAACUGUAUAUCAUAUAUCUAAAUUAUUUGAUCUUAUACCAAAUAUGGAAGAAUGCUCACCACUUAAUAUAAACACAUUUAAUGAACGUAAGUUAUGA